CAUAAAGCUUCGACCGAAUCCGGCUCGCCUCCUAUUAAUCCCUCUCUCUCCUCUCCUUUUUUCGAUUUGAGAAAAAAAAAAUUUGCUCGCCUUCUCCUUCCCUCGCGGCGAAGACACCGGAGCCACCACUCGCCGCCCGCCUAUUUCACGCCGCCGCGCCGCGCAGACCGACCUCGUCCUCCACCCCACCCAUCUCCGACGCCGCGGACCCCGGCGGCCGCUCCUCCUUUGCUCCAUUCAUCGCCAUGACGCGCCACGCCGGCGCCCGCCGCCGGGGCGGCGCCGGCGUCGUCAGCCUCAUCGUCGUCGUCGUCGCCGUCCUCUCCGCCGCUGCAAUCGCCGCGGAGGGUGUCGAUGCUGCGGUGUUCGACGACGCGCACCUCCUGCCGCGCCCGCUCGUCAUCGAGCUGCCUACGACGACCUCGUCGUCGUCGCCGGCCUUGGCGGAGGAGGGGGAGGGGGAGGCGGUGCCGGCGGAGGUGAGGUGCGCGAGCUGGAGGCUGGCGGGGGAGGCGAACAACCUCGCGCCGUGGAAGUCCCUGCCCGAGGAGUGCGCCGCCUACGUGCGGGAGUAUCUCACCGGCGUGGCCUACCGCUCCGACCUCGAGGUCGUCGCGCGGGAGGCCUCCGCGUACGCGCGGACCGCCCGCGUCGGGGACGACGGCCGCGACGCGUGGGUGUUCGACGUCGACGAGACGCUCCUCUCCAACCUCCCCUACUACGCCGACCACGGAUACGGGCUCGAAUUGUUCGACCACCGGGAAUUCGACAAGUGGGUGGAGAGGGGGGAGGCGCCGGCGAUCCCCUCCAGCUUGAAGCUGUACAAUGAGGUUCGCGACCUUGGAUUCAAGACCUUCUUGCUCACGGGCCGCAGCGAGGGGCACCACGGCGUCACCGUCGACAAUCUCAAGAAGCAGGGCUUCCAUGAUUGGGACAAGCUCAUACUAAGGGCGCCAGCUGAUCGCAAGAAGACGGCGACGAUAUACAAAUCGGAGAAGAGGAAGGAAAUGGAAGAGGAGGGGUACAGGAUCCUAGGCAACUCCGGCGAUCAAUGGAGCGACCUGCUGGGUUUCUCCACGAGCGCUCGCUCCUUCAAGCUUCCCAAUCCAAUGUACUAUAUUCCAUGACGGAACAGAAGAGGGAAAGAGAGGGCGGGUGAGAAAUGCGGCGUUUAUUUGAUGCAUUUUCUCACCCAGCCCAUUCAAACUGACUGGUGGAGAAAAAGAAAUUCACAAUAAUUCUUCAAAGGAAUUCCAAACUGUACAAAAUCUCACUGACUUCAUGUAGAAUACAUUAAACUUGUAAAGUCGAAUGUAAUUGGAUGAAAUGAGAGACUAUUUAUUGAGUUGGUAGUUCAUGAUAUACUAUAUUCUUC
Oryza sativa Japonica Group (Japanese rice) is the source of this 1375-nucleotide messenger RNA. Its product is annotated as acid phosphatase 1. Gene Ontology annotation, molecular function: acid phosphatase activity. NCBI's taxonomy places the organism in Eukaryota, Viridiplantae, Streptophyta, Magnoliopsida, Poales, Poaceae. The record is from RefSeq and is a predicted model, not a curated record.